GUGAACUAGAAUGGGGGAUGGGCCUGUGACAGGAGGUACCCUGGGUGUCCUCUUUCGGCCCCAUGGAGUCCUCGCCCAUCCCUCAGUCAUCGGGGAACUCUUCCACUUUGGGGAGGAUCCCUCAAACUCCAGGUCCCUCUACUGCCAGUGGGGUCCCAGAGGUGGGACUGAGGGAUGUAGCUUCAGAAUCUGUGGCCCUCUUCUUCAUGCUCCUUCUGGACUUGACUGCUGUGGCUGGCAAUGCUGCCGUGAUGGCCGUUAUUGCCAAGACACCUGCCCUCCGAAAAUUUGUAUUUGUCUUCCACCUCUGCCUGGUGGACCUGCUGGCUGCCCUGACCCUCAUGCCCCUGGCCAUGCUCUCCAGCUCCGCCCUCUUUGACCAUGCCCUCUUCGGGGAGGUGGCCUGCCGCCUCUAUUUGUUCCUGAGUGUAUGCUUUGUCAGCCUGGCCAUCCUCUCUGUGUCCGCCAUCAAUGUGGAGCGCUACUAUUAUGUGGUCCACCCCAUGCGCUAUGAGGUGCGCAUGACACUGGGGCUUGUGGCCUCAGUGUUGGUGGGUGUAUGGGUGAAGGCCCUGGCCAUGGCUUCUGUGCCAGUGUUGGGAAGGGUCUCCUGGGAAGAAGGAGGUCCCAAUGUACCCCCAGGCUGUUCACUCCAAUGGAGCCACAGUGCCUACUGCCAGCUUUUUGUGGUGGUCUUUGCUGUCCUUUACUUCUUGUUGCCCCUGCUCCUCAUCCUUGUGGUCUACUGCAGCAUGUUCCGAGUGGCUCGUGUGGCUGCGAUGCAGCAUGGGCCACUGCCCACGUGGAUGGAGACACCCCGGCAACGCUCCGAGUCUCUCAGCAGCCGCUCCACUAUGGUCACCAGCUCGGGGGCACCCCAGACCACUCCACACCGGACGUUUGGGGGAGGGAAAGCAGCAGUGGUCCUCCUGGCUGUGGGGGGUCAGUUCCUGCUCUGUUGGUUGCCCUACUUCUCUUUCCACCUCUACGUUGCCCUGAGUGCUCAGCCUAUUUCAACCGGGCAGGUGGAGAGUGUGGUGACCUGGAUUGGCUACUUUUGCUUCACUUCCAACCCUUUCUUCUAUGGGUGUCUCAACCGGCAGAUCCGGGGGGAGCUCAGCAAGCAGUUUGUCUGCUUCUUCAAGCCAGCUCCAGAGGAGGAGCUGAGGCUGCCUAGCCGGGAGGGCUCCAUUGAGGAGAACUUCCUGCAGUUCCUUCAGGGGACAGGCUGUCCCUCUGAGAACUGGGUUUCCCGGCCCCCACCCAGCCCUAAGCAGGAUCCACCUGCUGUUGACUUCCGAAUCCCAGGCCAGAUAGCUGAGGAGACCUCUGAGUUUCUGGAGCAGCAACUCACUAGUGAUAUCAUCAUGUCGGACAACUACCUCCACCCUGCCCCCUCACCCCGGCUGGAGUCAUGAUGGGACGCUGGACACUUGGAGGGAGAUGGGGCUGGAGGCCAGUUGUGAUUGCAAAGACUGCCUUGUGGGACCACCUUUUUCCCAGCUGGGCUGCGACUGGGGUCUCCGCACAGUUUUUGCUUAGUGUUUCCUGGGUCGAAACCAGAGCCAACAAGAGGGAUAUGUGGCAAAAGUCAUGGACUUGGCUGUGAUCUUUGACUACUGGGGGAGGGAACCUGGGUAUGGUGAGACAAUGACGAGAGAAAAGGGUCACAAAGGACUGGCCUCCCUGAUCUCUCUCCUCAUGGCAGUGACCCACCUCCAGCCCCCUGGACAAUCGGGUACAAGAGACUAAGGUUGGGCAUGGGAAGGGUGGGGUUUCCAUGGUCCAUUAAAUGCUUCCCUACUCUCAUUCAUCGCUCUCAA
Molecule: messenger RNA, 1823 nt
Organism: Urocitellus parryii (Arctic ground squirrel)
Lineage: Eukaryota; Metazoa; Chordata; Mammalia; Rodentia; Sciuridae
Gene: Gpr61
Product: G protein-coupled receptor 61
Biological process (GO): G protein-coupled receptor signaling pathway
Cellular component (GO): plasma membrane; endosome; signaling receptor complex
Molecular function (GO): G protein-coupled receptor activity
Source: RefSeq, a predicted model, not a curated record